GUCGCGCGGCUGCUGCGCGGACUGCCCUCCAGUCCCCUCCCAGUCUCAUUCCGGGCGCUGUCCCGGUCGGUGGCGGCGAUGGCGCCGGGGGCGGCAGAGCCGGGGCUGGCGGAGUCGGGGGUCUCGGAGCCCGGAGCCCCCCGGGAGCUGCAGACCCUGCGGCUGCAGCGGCACCGGGAGCACGUCCUGCACGUGCAGCUCAACCGGCCCAGCAAGCGCAACGCCAUCAACCUGCUCUGCUGGAGGUACUGGGACACAGAGGUGGACAUGGGGCUGGCGGCCGACGUGGGGACCCUGCAGCGCCUCCCCAAAAUCGUGGGGAGCCAGAGCCUGGUGAACGAGCUCGCCUUCACCGCCCGCGUCAUGAGAGCCCCCGAGGCGCUGAGCUGUGGCCUUGUCAGCCGGGUGCUCCCUGACAAGGACACACUGCUGGAGGUGGCCCUGGAGGUGGCCGUGGCCAUCGCCGCCCGCAGCCCCGUGGCCGUGCAGGGAACCAAAGUCAACCUGGUGUACUCGAGGGACCGGCCCGUCAGCGAGGGGCUGCUGCACGUGGCCACCUGGAACAUGGCCAUGCUGCAGACCGAGGACAUCCCCAAGUCGGUGCAGGCGGCGCUGGACAAGAAGGGACCCGAGGACGUCCCGUUCGCCAAGCUGUGAUGUCACCUCAGUGCCACCAGGGCCACCCAUGGAGCCUUCCCUGAGCCCUGAUGUCACCUCAGUGCCACCAGGGCCACCCAUGGAACCUUCCCUGAGCCCUGAUGUCACCUCAGUG
This is a messenger RNA of Sturnus vulgaris (Common starling), 772 nucleotides long. The record is from RefSeq and is a predicted model, not a curated record. NCBI's taxonomy places the organism in Eukaryota, Metazoa, Chordata, Aves, Passeriformes, Sturnidae.